Messenger RNA from Elgaria multicarinata webbii, 4037 nucleotides. Its product is annotated as zinc finger protein 208-like. The transcript has 3 exons. Gene Ontology annotation, molecular function: RNA polymerase II cis-regulatory region sequence-specific DNA binding; DNA-binding transcription activator activity, RNA polymerase II-specific. The record is from RefSeq and is a predicted model, not a curated record. Bases 18 to 3698 code for a protein of 1226 amino acids. NCBI's taxonomy places the organism in Eukaryota, Metazoa, Chordata, Lepidosauria, Squamata, Anguidae. Gene Ontology annotation, biological process: regulation of transcription by RNA polymerase II. Gene Ontology annotation, cellular component: nucleus.
CUCACCCCACACCCAACAUGGUGCCUGGAUCUGAUUGGAGGCUGCAUGAAAGAAUUCACACAGGCAUGAAGCCCUAUGAAUGCUUAGAGUGCGGGAAGAGUUUCAGUCGGAGGUCUACCCUUAAAGACCAUCAGAGGAUCCACACAGGAGAGAAACCUUAUAAAUGCUUCGAGUGUGGGAAAAGUUUCAGUCGGAGUUCAGACCUUGACACGCAUCACAGGAUCCACACAGGCGAGAAGCCCAAUGAAUGCUUAGAGUGUGGGAAGAGUUUCAGUCGGAGGUCUACCCUUAAAGACCAUCAGAGGAUCCACACAGGAGAGAAACCUUAUAAAUGCUUUGAGUGUGGGAAGAGUUUCAGUCGGAGUUCAGACCUUGACACUCACCACAGGAUCCACACAGGCGAGAAACCUUAUAAAUGCUUAGAGUGUGGGAAGAGUUUCACUUAUAGAAAUAUCCUUAAAAUACAUCACAGGAUCCACACAUCCGAGAAGCCCUAUAAAUGCUUAGAGUGCGGGAAGAGUUUCAGUCGGAGCUCACACCUUGACUCCCAUCACCGGAUCCACACAGGGGAUAAGUCUUAUAAAUGCUUAGAGUGCGGGAAGAGCUUCAGUCGGAGCUCACAUCUUAACUCCCAUCACCGGAUCCACACAGGGGAGAAGCCUUAUAAAUGCUUAGAGUGCGGGAAGAGCUUCAGUCGUAGCUCAAGCCUUGACACCCAUCACCAGAUCCACACAGGAGAGAAGCCUUAUAAAUGCUUAGAGUGUGGGAAGAGUUUCCCUUAUAGAAAUAGCCUUAAAAUACAUCACAGGAUCCACACAGGCCUGAAGCCUUAUAAAUGCUUAGAGUGCGGGAAGAGUUUCAGUCAAAGUUCAAGCCUUGACGCCCAUCACCGGAGCCACACAGGGGAGAAGCCUUAUAAAUGCUUAGAAUGUGGGAAGAGCUUCAGUCGGAGCUCAAGCCUUGACACCCAUCACCAGAUCCACACAGGAGAGAAGCCUUAUAAAUGCUUAGAGUGUGGGAAGAGUUUCACUUAUAGAAAUAGCCUUAAAAUACAUCAUAGGAUCCAUACAGGCCAGAAGCCUUAUAAAUGCUUAGAGUGUGGGAAAACUUUCAGUCAGAGUUCAGGCCUUAACACCCAUCGGAGGAUCCACACUGCUGAGAAGCCUUAUGAAUGCUUAGAGUGUGGGAAGUGUUUCAUUUGUAGAAAUAGCCUUAAACUACAUCACAGGAUCCACACUGGUGAGAAGCCUUAUAAAUGCUUUGAGUGUGGGAAGAGUUUCAGCAACAGCUCAAACCUUGACACCCAUCACAGGAUCCACACAGGAGAGAAGCCCUAUGAAUGCUUAGAGUGUGGGAAGAGUUUCACUGGUAGAAAUAGCCUUAAAAUACAUCACAGGAUCCACACUGGUGAGAAGCCUUAUAAAUGCUUAGAGUGUGGGAAGAGUUUCAGUAGGAGUUCAGGCCUUAACACUCAUCACAGGAGCCACACAGGAGAGAAGCCUUAUGAAUGCUUAGAGUGUGGGAAGAGUUUCACUAAUAGCAAUACCCUUAAAAUACAUUACAGGAUCCACACUGGUGAGAAGCCUUAUAAAUGCUUAGAGUGUGGGAAGAGUUUCAGCAACAGCUCAUACCUUGACACCCAUCACAGGAUCCACACAGGAGAGAAACCUUAUGAAUGCUUAGAGUGUGGGAAGAGUUUCGCUGUUAGAAAUAGCCUUAAAAUACAUUACAGGAUCCACACUGGUGAGAAGCCUUAUAAAUGCUUAGAGUGUGGGAAGAGUUUCAUCAACAGCUCAAACCUUGACACCCAUCACAGGAUCCACACAGGAGAGAAGCCCUAUAAAUGCUUAGAGUGUGGGAAGAGUUUCAGCAACAGCUCAACCCUUAACACCCAUUGCAGGAUACACACUGGAGAGAAGCCUUAUAAAUGCUUAGAGUGCGGGAAGAGUUUCCGUACGAGCUCAUCCCUUAACUACCAUCACAGGAUCCACACGGGAGAGAAGCCUUAUAAAUGCUUAGAGUGUGAGAAGAGUUUCCGCAAGAGCUCAACCCUUAACACGCAUCUCAGGAUUCACACAGGCAAGAAGCCUUAUAAAUGCUUAGAGUGCGGGAAGAGUUUCAGUCAGAGUUCAACCCUUAACAGGCAUCACAGGAGCCACACAGGCGAGAAGCCUUAUAAAUGCUUAGAGUGCGGGAAGAAUUUCACUGAUAGAAAUAGCCUUAAAAUACAUCACAGGAUCCACACAGGUGAGAAGCCUUAUAAAUGUUUAGAGUGUGGGAAGAGUUUCAGCAACAGCUCAGCCCUUAACAAGCAUCACAGGAGACGCACAGGCGAGAAGCCUUAUAAAUGCUUAGAGUGCGGGAAGAAUUUCACUGAUGGAAAUAGCCUUAAAAUACAUCACAGGAUCCACACAGGCGAGAAGCCUUAUAAAUGCUCAGAGUGUGGGAAGAGUUUCAGUCAUAGUUCAGGCCUUAACACCCAUCACAGAAUCCACACAGGAGAGAAGCCUUAUAAAUGCUUAGAGUGCGGGAAGAGUUUCAGUCAGAGUUCAGGCCUUGACAUCCAUCACAAGAGCCACAUAGGCGAGAAGCCUUAUAAAUGCUUAGAGUGUGGGAAGAGUUUCACUCGUAGAAAUAGCCUUAAAAUACAUCACAGGAUCCACACAGGCAAGAAGCCUUAUAAAUGCUUAGAGUGCGGGAAGAGUUUCAGUCAGAGUUCAGGCCUUGACGUCCAUCACAAGACCCACAUAGGCGAGAAGCCUUAUAAAUGCUUAGAGUGCGGAAAGAGUUUCAGGUACAGCUCAAACCUCAACACCCAUCACAGGAUCCACACAGGCGAGAAGCUUUAUAAAUGCUUAGAGUGUGGGAAGAGUUUCACUGGUAGAAAUAGCCUUAAAAUACAUCAUAGGAUCCACACAGGCGAGAAGCCUUAUAAAUGCUUAGAGUGUGGGAAGAGUUUCAGUCAGAGUUCAGGCCUUGACGUCCAUCACAAGAGCCACAUAGGCGAGAAGCCUUAUAAAUGCUUAGAGUGCGGGAAGAGUUUCAGUCGGAGCUCAAACCUAGACACCCAUCACCGGAUCCACACAGGUGAGAAGCCUUAUAAAUGCUUAGAGUGUGGGAAGAGUUUUACUGAGAGAAAUAGCCUUAAAAAACAUCACAGGAUCCACACUGGAGAGAAGCCUUAUAAAUGCUUAGAGUGUGGGAAGAGUUUCACUGAUAGAAACAGCCUUAAAAAACAUCACAUGAUCCACACUGGUGAGAAGCCUUAUAAAUGCUUAGAGUGUGGGAAGUGUUUCAGUCAGAGCUCCACCCUUGACGCCCAUCACAGGAUCCACACUGGAGAGAAGCCUUAUAAAUGCUUACAGUGUGGGAAGAGUUUUAGUCAGAGUUCAAGCCUCGACACCCAUCAGAGGAUCCACACAGGAGAGAAGCCUUAUAAAUGCUUAGAGUGCGGGAAGAGUUUCAAUCACAGUUCAACCCUUAACACCCAUCACAGGAUCCACACAGGCGAGAAGCUCUAUAAAUGCUUAGAGUGCGGGAAGAGUUUUAAUCACAGCUCAACCCUUAACAUCCAUCAUAGAAUCCACACUGGCGAGAAGCUCUAUAAGUGCUUUGAGUGCGGGAAGAGUUUCAGUCACAGCUCAACCCUUAACACCCAUCACAGGAUCCACACAGGCGAGAUGUCCAAAAAUGUUUAGAAUGCGGAAAGAGCUUCAAUGACCAUAGACAUCCAAGUAUUCAUACUGGUGAGAAGCCUUAUAAAUGCUUAGAGUGCAUGAAAAGCUUCAUUCACCGUAGAAACUUUAAACAGCACCAAAGAAUCCAAUAAAGGAAGAAAUCCUUCAAAUGCAUUUCUUAACCUACUGGAAGAACUUCAAACAUUAUAAGUACCUGAAAUCACAUCAAAGAACAGACACAGGGAGGAUUUUUUUCAAUCCCAGCAGUUUCCGGAAAGAAGGAAGAUCUUCAAAUGGAGGAGAGCCAUUAAGGCCGCUUCGGACGCUGGAGCCAGUGCAGAACACAGCAGCUGAGCUGUU